AGUUAUUGGUAGUUUGACUACUGGAUACAGUGGAUACUGGAGUGCAGUGCGGAGCAGUGUUCGUCUACCUACAGUACCUACACGCGAAAGCAAAAAUAUGGCAAGUUCGUCACGGAAUUCUACAAACAAGGUUUGUUGUUACGCACAUCCAGAUGCUCCACUUAUAGAAGAUUAUAGGGCAGGGGAUCAGAUUUGCUCGGAAUGUGGAUUGGUUGUGGGAGAUAGAGUGAUAGACGUAGGUUCAGAAUGGAGGACAUUUAGCAAUGAGAAAUCGGGAAUAGAUCCAUCGCGCGUGGGCGGUCCAGAGAAUCCACUUCUCAACGGUGCAGACUUGUCCACGAUGAUUGGACCGGGAACGGGCGCUGCGUCUUUCGAUGGCUUCGGUACCGCCAAGUAUCAAAAUCGACGUACAAUGAGCAGUUCUGACAGAGCUCUGCUCAAUGCGUUUCGCGAGAUCAAUAAUAUGGCAGAUCGUAUCAAUUUACCGAAAACUAUUGUGGACAGAGCCAACACAUUGUUCAAGCAAGUGCACGAUGGCAAAAACCUGAAGGGACGCUCAAACGACGCGAUUGCUUCCGCGUGUUUGUACAUUGCUUGUCGGCAGGAAGGUGUGCCGCGGACAUUCAAGGAAAUUUGCGCAGUCAGCAAGAUAAGCAAGAAAGAAAUCGGCCGAUGCUUCAAGUUGAUUCUCAAAGCUCUCGAAACUAGCGUGGAUCUCAUCACCACGGGUGACUUUAUGUCCAGAUUCUGUUCCAAUCUCGGCCUUCCCAACAUGGUACAGAGAGCCGCUACGCAUAUCGCUAGGAAAGCAGUGGAGAUUGACAUUGUACCUGGGAGAUCGCCCAUCUCUGUUGCAGCUGCGGCAAUUUAUAUGGCUUCACAGGCAUCGGAUGACAAGAGAUCGCAGAAAGAAAUCGGCGAUAUCGCCGGUGUUGCGGAUGUUACAAUCCGACAGUCGUAUAAAUUGAUGUAUCCGCAUGCGACUAAGCUUUUCCCGGAAGAUUUCAGAUUUGCCACGCCCAUUGAUCAGUUACCACAGAUGUAAACGAAAUACAUUUGAACGUUCUAAAGGAAUACUUAUUUUCCAUCACAAGCGCAACCGAUUGUGUGUCACUUAAUAAUUUUUUUUAACAGGGUACAUUCCUAAAUAAUUUAUACAAUUCACUAUUCUUUAUUUUAUCACAGAUAGUAUUAAUAUUUUUUUUUUUUCUCUUCAAUUUUAUUCAGACUAUGUUUUUCAAAGACGCAUUGGUGCUUAGAUGGAAUAUAUUUAACGUUCAGAUUCUGCUUUAUCUUACAUAUUCUGCGGUAUGAAACGUGUCUCGUGUAAUCUAUACUUCUUUUACUUUGGCUUUCUGCACGUUUCUUCUAUUUAUAAAUGUAUAAUAUAGCACGAAAAGAAGUCCAUUCAUUACUGCGCUGUUAUAGUAGAUAAAACAACUAUUUUUCCAUCUGCACUAUUAGAAAAUAAAUUCUCAUAAGGUGGCCUCACAUUAUGUGAAAUACAUGCGUAAGAUAUGCAUAUAUGUAUAAGUAGAUAGUUGAUAUAAUAAUUAUUGAUAUAUUAUUAAUCCUAGUUAUAUAUUAAUUAU
Messenger RNA from Temnothorax curvispinosus, 1592 nucleotides. RefSeq names its product transcription initiation factor IIB (gene TfIIB). Gene Ontology annotation, molecular function: RNA polymerase II general transcription initiation factor activity; TBP-class protein binding. Gene Ontology annotation, biological process: transcription preinitiation complex assembly; transcription initiation at RNA polymerase II promoter. The record is from RefSeq and is a predicted model, not a curated record. Bases 98 to 1045 code for a protein of 315 amino acids. Gene Ontology annotation, cellular component: nucleus; transcription preinitiation complex. The transcript is spliced from 5 exons. Lineage: Eukaryota; Metazoa; Arthropoda; Insecta; Hymenoptera; Formicidae.